GCCGUAUUUUGACUGUGUCUAAAUAGCCGGAAGAGAUUGUAGAGAAAUCAUUUGUUUUAUGCUAUCUCGUCGUUGAGGAAUUGAGUAUUGAAUUUGGACCUUGAAAUGGUUAGCGAUUUAACCUAAGCGGAUGGACGUCCGAGAUGUUUUGUCGUUUGCGGUAGACCUUACUGCUUACAUUAUAUAUUUAUUCAGUCACCAAGCCCCCAGUUAAAGCGGUCUUUGAAACCUCCUCCUCCACCAUCUCUUCAACUUGAAGCAGAUGCAAAACGACCUAAGGUCAGCGCUGAUCACAUAUCCGCGUUUUCUGACACUUCAUCCGAUGUUGGUGAUCUCGAAGAUUUUUCACGUCCUUUCAAUGCACCGGAUUCGUGGGAUUCGGAAACAAACAAUGGGCCUACUACUGUUGGAGCAAAUGAAGUGACUGAGACUACUGUCCGUCGACUUACCGUUCUUCUUGAAAAACGUGCUCUAAGCAACCAGGAAGCUCGAACUAAGUUCCCUGACCAACCUAAGCGUUUUAUGCAAUCAGAAUUGGAACUACAAGAAACACUAGAGGAGAUGCAAGUGCUUGCAGCCAAUCCAGAAUUAUACCCAAUCUUAGCAGAACAAACACGUCCCAUAUCACUAUUAUUAGGUUUAUUGGCUCAUGAAAAUACAGAUAUUAGUUUAUCUGUUAUUGAUCUGUUGCAUGAAUUACUUGAAUCUAGUUGUUUACAAGAAGCUGGAUUAGACAAAGUUAAUCAAUUUUUAGAAGUUUUGUUUUCUGGACAAUUGAUACAAUCACUUAUACAGAAUAUUUCACGUUUAGAUGAGACGAAGAAAGAUGAAGCUGACGGUGUGCAUAAAACACUUGGAAUUGUUGAAAGUUUACUAGAAAUUCGUCCAGAUAUGAAUGUGACAAUGGCAAAUCAAGGUUUAUUUGCAUGGCUUCUACGACGUUUACAAAAACGUCCAGUAUUUGACAAAAAUAAAUUAUACGUUAGUGAGCUAUUAUCAAUCUUAUUACAAAUGGAUGAAGCUAAUCGUCGUCAAUUAGGUGAAGUAGACGGUAUUGAUAUAUUGUUGCAACAAUUAUCUGUUUAUAAACGACAUGAUCCUGGAAGUCAAGAAGAAAUUGAAUUAAUGCUUAAUUUAUUCGAUUGUCUUUGUAGUUCACUAAUGUUGCCUGAGAAUAAAGAUAGAUUUUUAAAAGGUGAAGGUAUACAGCUAAUGAAUUUAAUGCUUCGUGAAAAACACAUGUCUCGCGACAGUGCUCUACGUGUUCUUGAUUAUACUUUAUGUCCUGUUUCACAAUUAAUGGAUCAAAAUACCAAUGAAUUACAAUCACAUCAAAAGUCUACUAUCAAUACAGUGGACCCUGAAGCUGUAGUUAUAGCUAACUGUUCGAAGUUCAUUGAAAUUUUAGGUUUACGAACUAUUUUCCCAUUAUUUAUGCAUUGUCCACGUGAACAUGCACUUCGAUCAACUUCGUCUGGAUCAAAAACCAAGGUGAAAGUUAUUAGUGGUCCUACUGCAGCUGAAAUGGAAGAACAUGUAAUUAAUAUUAUUUCCGCUUUGCUACGUCAUUCACCUCCGGAAACUUUCAAAUCCCGCGUUUUGGCUAAAUUUGUUGAGAAUGAUCAUGAAAAAGUGGAUCGACUAAUUGAAUUACAUUUGAAAUACUUAGAUAUUGUUAAAGCAACCAAUAGUAAAGUUGAAGCAAUGCGAAGGAACGAGAAAAAGUGGAUCGGUUAUACUCGGGAAGAAGUGGAAACAGAAUUAAUGCUCAAACGUCUAGAAGGUGGACUAUUGCCACUACAAGUUUUGGAUGUUAUAAUUCUCGAUGUUUGUGUUAACGGUGCACCAACGGUGAGCACUUAUUUUCCUUUCUAUAAUUUAUUUUAAAUUACUUAAAUAGUUCUAGUAGCAUGUAUUGUAUGCUUAAAAUAAUGCUAGAAAUCACUAAAAUAAAACUGAUUCCAUAUGCUUUCUCACUUUCAAUAGUUGUUUUUAAUUUGUUGAUCAAUCCACAAUGUGAAUUUUCUCCGAAUUAAUUAAUCUCUAUGAACAUUUUCUUCAUCUUAACAAUAAGAAUCAGACGUUAACUAGUGUGACCUACUUCAACUCAAUGCUCUCGAAAUCAUGUACUUAGUUGCCGCGACGAGGUCUUGUAUUCCACCUCACUGGGUUUUUGAUUAUCUAACUUUGAAGAAACCCAUAUUAAAAAAGAUAAGCGUCCAGUAGUUUUCCAUUUUCAGUGGUUGUUUAACUAAAUUCAGUUGGUAAUGUAAAAUGUCUUUAAAUCAAUAUUUGUUCGAUUAUUUUCCGAGUUUGUAUAUCUCUCACUAGCUAAUCUUAUAUCCGAGAAUGUAUUACAUAUUAACUUCGAAGCAAUAAACUUGUGACAGAGAGAAUAUCACAAUUCAGUCGUAAAGUUGUAUAAAUUUGUGUACUGGUGUAUCUAAUGAGUUUUAUUUAUUUAAACGCAUAAAUAUUGGUACAAAGGGGCACCGAAUACAUAUGCACCACACAAGUCACUUGACUUGUGUCUGGUAUGUGAUACUGCUCGGGUGCCCAGACCGAAGCAGUUGGUUUUAUUAGGAGUCCACUUCCCUACCCUAUCACUUAGAGGUCUAAUCCAUAAGGCAAUGGAGGAACGUCAUCAGGAGAUGCAGUCCCAUGGUAGCCAGUGACCAAUAAUUGGUUCCCAUUGUGAAAAUUAGAACAACACAUAUAAGCGAAUAAUUGUUUUCAAUUAGAUCGUCAUCAGGCUUUACUCUAAUAUACAUGAAUAUUUAUACGAAAAUGUCAAACCAAUCAAGGCAAUAUGGGUCAAUCAUCACAAUGAAAUAGAAUAAGUUACCACACAUUAUAGGUAAAAUUCAUGUUGAUAGUAGGAAGAUAGGUGUACUGAUAGUAGUAAGAAUAAUAAAAUAUGAUCACAAAAGUCUUAUCAAUAGUUAAACGUUGGAAAUAGAGGGUCAAACAUGGGUAGUCAUCACAAAACAUUAAAAUCAUUACGUAAUAAGAAGUAUGUAACAAAUUAGAUAGUGAAGAAUACAAACGGAAAGAGGCGGAGAACUACAAACAAAUACAGGAUGUGAAAAUAAGGUUAAUGAUAACACAAAUAGAAUAACAUAAGUAAAUGAUAAUAAAAAUUAGAAAAAUCGUGGCCAUGGAAGGGAUGGGGGGUUACGAAUUUCUUCUGUACACAUAAAUUGGGGUUAUAUGUACGAAUUCCCGCAUCCUACAUAUAGCUUAAUCCAUAGGAAUUCGUUAGUUACUCUAGUAGUACAUCAUUACUAUUCUCCAUAGAUAUUUACAGGUGCAUAUGCUACACAAAAUUGUGGUCCUUUCCAGCUUUUAGGAAAUUAGAUGAAUCUACUGUCGAGCAGUUAGUUCACAAUAGCAUCUUUAUAUGUGAGGUGGUAGUCGAUAGUAAACCCUGAACUUAGGUUUCUUACUAGUUGGUACUCGUUAUUAAACUCUACCUGUAAUCUUAAGGGGAAUGAUGCUCUAUGGAGCGGAUUCAAUUCCGUGUCACUCAGCUUCACAGUCUGAGACGUACUCAGGCUGUGAAUGACCUCUUGUAGUAUUUCGAUGUAUUUACGACUGAGUGGUCACUGAGUAUGACCAAUAUCAUCCAAGUCCUUAAUACUGAUCCAAUUCUAUCGGUCAUAUUUCAUUGUAGCCACCAGUCUGGGUAACUUAACAUCACGUGCAGUGUGUUGAGAUGAGUCGGUGGUUCAAGUUAGUUGAUAGGAAACCCUAGAUUUAGGUUCAAAGUGAUGAAUCAAUUGCAAAAUGCUCCCAUAUACUUAAGAAAUUAGAUUUGUUAAUUAAAAUCUUUUCAUCACAAGAGUGAGAGAGGUUGUAUUGCACAAAAAGUGCAUUUAAUAAAAUUAUACUAUCCUGAAGACCUUGACCGAUUUAUCAGUCAAUUAAAAAACAGUGUUUAAUUAUGAGGCAAUUAACAAUAAAAAGAAAUAGAAUUACAAUGAAGUAGUGGUUUUCAUAUGAAUAAUUAAUCCCUACGUGUUGAAUUACUCUUUAUAAAUAAAAGAAAAGAAGUUAACACAUUAGGAGUGAGUGUUAACUUCGUAAUCCUACAAGGUUUUCGUUACCUAAUAUCUAUCUAUCUAAACACAUAAACAUUGGUACAAGGAGGUACCGAAUACGUAUGCGCCACAUUUCGUCAUUCGAUAUGUAUGAAGGCUGGAAUACUGCCCGGACGCCCAAACCAAAGCAAGUGGCUUCCUUAUGGGCCCACUCUUCGAGCCUUUCACCUAGAGGUCUAAUUCACAAGGUAGUAGGGCAACAUUAGGAGAUACGAUCUCAUGGUAGUCAGUGGCGAACAAUAGGUUCACAUGCCAUUUGUUCCUCCUGGAUCCCAUGUACAUCAUUGGUUUGGAAUCAGGGCUUUCUAACUGCCCUAAGUAGAUCCUCCAUAUCCACUAGCCCGGUUAAAGCGCCGGACGUUCGCUUUUCGUCGUCUCAAUUUCGUAGACAACAUCCCCCCCCCGCUACGAGAAGACAGUUUUUGUCACCAAAUAACAUCAUAUGUCAUACAGUGAUGCGUUCCCGCUUUUUUGUUUACAAACUUCAAAAAGAUUAUGGUUUUAUGGAAUUAGAAGUUAUAAUGGAAGAUAACUAUCUAGCUAUAUUAACACUCUUGACUUUGCUUUGAGUCACAUCAACUACUUUAAUACACUCUCCUCAUUAACAGCAUAUAUUUCUUGUGAUUUGAAAUAUUACACAAAAAUCCAUAAAUUGUUAUUUUAAUUCUCGAUUGGUCUAUUCAAAGUUGUCAGUAGAGGGGUUAUACUUUUACCGUAUAUUGAAUUUAUAGUUUCCUUUUUAUUUAGGAAAGAAACUGGUCUUUUCUCCUAUAUUGAUGUAUAUAAUAAUUGUUGUAUUUAUUUUUCCUAUUUUUAAUCAUGCAAAAAAAUAGAUUUUGGAACGUGUACUUCAUCUAUUGAAAAUGCGAUCCAUCUCAAUAAACUCUGUACUUGAUACAGUUCAAGGUUUGUUUAUUUUGAGCUUUGUUUUUGUUUUUGUUGUUGUUGUUGUUGAAUUAAAGAAAAGAAACUUAGACAUUCCAUCUGCUCUCAUUAAAAGGGUCCUCAUCUAUUUAUUUAUUUAAACACAAACAUUGGUGCAAGGAGGCACUGAAUACAUAUGCGCCACACAGAUCUCAUUUGAUAUGUGUGAGGGCUGUGAUACUGCCCGGGUGCCCAAACCGAACCACGUGGUUUUCUUAGGGGGCCACACUCGGAGCCUUCGACCAGAAGGUCUGAUCCACAAGGCAGUGAGGCACCGUAAGGAGAUGCAGUCCCAUGGUAGCCGGUGACCAACGAUUGGUUCAUACGCCAUUUGUUCCUUCAGGAUACUGGAGCCCAUGUGCACCAUUGGUUUGGAAUCCGGUUAAAGGGCCGAACAUUCGCUUUUCGUCCUCUCAAUUUCGUGAACAACACCCCCGCCACGAGAGGGUAGUGAGUAGGACUUCCCUGGCAGAGGCUAUAUACGCGUGGCCAUGUGAGAGCAUUUCGAGAGGGGGGCUGGCCCACCCCACUCUUGGCCAUACCAGGGCAUUUGUGGGCAAAAUGUGCAAUGAAAAGAUGUUCGAGGAUUGUUAAAUUAAUAGAUGAAAGGCUUUAAUUGACUGGUGAUAUGUAAGUACACAGUAUGACUCAGUGAUAGCUGUUCAGGUGAUUGGAUUAUUGGGAUAAAACAUCUCUGCCCCGCUCGUGGAAGAUAAAGUAGCUAGCUACCCAGUGGAAUAGGUUUACUCUUUUAACAAAAUAACACGCUUAUAUACAGGGCAUUGGAUACAAGUAUCAAGAUAAUUAAAAGUCAUUGAACAGAUGAACAAUUAAAGGGUAUAACUAUUGUAGGACGUUUAUUUCUUUCAAUUGAAGUCCCUCUCCCUCAUAUAAAGGAAGUAAGGGGAAAUUGCAACACGAUCCCCAGUAACUUCUAUUUUGAGCCAUGUCUUAUAAUAUCUUAAAUCACUGUUGCACUGUAUCUAAGACCCUUACCAAGAAGUCGUGAAGGAUUGACAGAUGUCAUUCUUGUACAGCCUUCUUUCAUGCCACGACACCAUAUCAUAAACUGGUCACCCCUUCGCUUUUCACAGUUAGUCCUAGCGUGGGCAAAUAAUUCACGAUGUGGAAUUGACUAGAACGGCAUUGAUAGCAUAUGUCCAAGCCACUGAAGCCGGUAUUUUAAGGUGAUAACAAUAACUGGAUUAUUGUCACUGUGUGGUGCAUGCUAAUUAUGUCCACAGAUAUAAGUAGUAUGUAACGCCAAUCGGAAUUGGAGUGUUUACCAGCAGAAGAUUGAAUUGAAGAGGACAGGAAAGGCAACAGAGAGCAGUUGGAAUAACAGCAGAAAUGAAAGAAUCAUAAAGUUUGUAAAGGACAACGGAAGGAAGAUGUGGAAAUAAUGUUAUUUAAUGUAUAGUUUUCAUAUUUAGCGACAGCAAUCUGUAAUUUUACACUAAACAAUUGAUUGGUUUUCCCCAUCUGAAUUUUGUUCACUACAAGUGAACCUGGAAAAACUUUGGUGAACCUCUACAUUAAUAACAUGGAGUCACUCUCGAGUGCCAGCAAUCCUUCAGAUACAACCAUGAUUGAACACAAUGACUUGCCUAACAUCCUCAACUUUAAGACGCUGGUUUUCACAAACAUAGAGCAAACCUUCUCACAUCGACGCGUUGUAAACCCGAUCAGACUAACAUGUGACGUUUUGAAAGAUAGUCCAGAUUGUCAUAGACCAUUCUGGCUCUCACCAUACGUAAAUUGAUGAAUCGUUGGUAGUUACACUGCUGGUACCUAAUUACAGAUUGGAACUAGCUGUGUGUGUUUAUUUCACUCUGACCAACCGCAUAAUAUGACCAACCCUCAGUUGAAAUACAGACUUCCUAGUUGAGAUGAAGGAACUGGAAAGGAUUGUUCAGGAUAGGUGUCGCUGCCAACUAGGAACGGGGAAGGGUGCUGUUCUUCGGACCUGGAGCUUGGGUACUAGCUGGGGCGGUCUGGUGCGGGUAGGGUGACGUCAAGUGGAGUGUUCUGGCGGGACAGCGUCGGGUGUAGCUGGUGCUGUCGACGGAGGGGAGCAGUGAGACGUGUGGCUGCUAGGCGGACAUUGGAUGUGGAUGGUUCAGCAGGUCUCUGGAGUCCAGACGUUGAACGUCCCGUGUAUCGGGUGGAUAUCGGAUUUUGGUGUCCUUGCGGGUCGACAGAACUGUGGAGGUCAGCGCUCCACAGACUCGACAUUUUGGUGGAGGGCGUGACACAGACUGCAGAGAAGGAGAAAGUGGCACAACGAGCAGAACCACCGCAAGAACAACUUAUUUAAAGGGUGAACGUGUAUUGUGUGCUACUGGUUUCGAUAUAUAUUAGUAGUAUGCAUCAUUAGUCGAAAGUGAAAUUCCUGGCUACAGAAGGUUAAGAAGAUCGAAGAAAAGAGAACGAGAACAGAGAAUGAUUGGUGUGGAAACAAAGGGACAAUAAAGUCUGAGACAAUUGAUUGAUAUUUUGCAAAUGACGUAUUUACUAUAUGGUUUUCAGAUUUAACUAAGACGUUCUGUAAUUAUGUGUUUAACACCAUUUUGGUUGUCCCCACUUGUGUUCUCGUUCACAACGCAGGGUUGGAUGGAGAGUGCUGGUGGGCGGUCUAUGCUCCUCUACGAGAGGUAACAGACGUAAGUAAGUAAGUUAGUUGACAUGAGUCGACCAAUAUAGUUCUCUCUAUUGAGUAUUCCGUAGUGUAAUAAACGUAAGGUAUUGGAUAAACCGGUCAUUAUUAUUAUUAUUCUUAAGAUAUAACUAAUUAGUAUUCCGUUUCAUUUUUUUUCCAUUAAUUUCAGGAUAUGUGAAUAAUUUAGGCGAAGAAUCAACUACGGGGACAUCAUUAUCUGAGAAAACUCGGGUUAUGAAUCUCUUAAAGAAAUUUAAAGAACUGUUAACAAGUUAACAUUGACGUUGACGUUUUAUAUUUCAUAAUUUAAUUUCAUUA
This is a messenger RNA of Schistosoma bovis, 8001 nucleotides long. NCBI's taxonomy places the organism in Eukaryota, Metazoa, Platyhelminthes, Trematoda, Strigeidida, Schistosomatidae. The record is from the annotation of a GenBank genome assembly.